Photinus pyralis (common eastern firefly) is the source of this 350-nucleotide messenger RNA. Its product is annotated as glycine-rich protein-like. The coding region runs from base 43 to 342 and encodes 99 amino acids. The record is from RefSeq and is a predicted model, not a curated record. The transcript is spliced from 3 exons. Lineage: Eukaryota; Metazoa; Arthropoda; Insecta; Coleoptera; Lampyridae.
CUCUUCUUCUUUAAGUUUUAUAGUAUAGUCUCAGAUCUCACAAUGCUAAAAUACGCCACCGUCAUUUUUCUAGUUGCUUACGUACAUGCAGGGGUGUACCCUGGAAUAUAUGGGGGUUACGGAGGUUACGGGGGUUACGGUGCACCACUGGGUCAUGCCACUUCCUACCAAUACCUUAUCAAGUACGAUCAGCCUAUCUUGCAUAGACCGUGGACUGGAUAUGCGCCAGGAAUACCGUAUGCUGUAGGUGCUCCAUCCCUAACUUUCGGUACAGGUCUCGGUUAUGGUGGACCUUCAUAUGGUUAUGGUGGAUGGCCUAUCAGUAAAAUUUCAGCCUUAUAAUUUAACCA